GCACGAGGUUCGCGCGAGUCGAUGCGAGGCAACGAGAUGUUUCCUCCGAAUCCGACGAGGUUCACGCUGGGAUCAAACGAACUCGUGCGUCUUAAUUAAACACAUUGUUGUGACAGGUGUCGAAGUGAAAUAUGUGAUUUUCUUUGAAUUUUCUCAGUCGAAGGAAAUUUAUUUCGUCGCGUGAGUUAAAAAUCUCACGAAGGGAUUGUUAGGAAUCUCGGGAAGCUUCUUAGAAUCUCGCUACCUUACGCUCGAACGGAUUUAUAAAUCUCGAAACGUUGAAAACAGAAGUUUCAAUUCUUCAACUCUUCUCUUGUGGCAAGUGUCGAAACGAGCGUGGCUUUCUUCGAAAUUUCAAUUUUCUCAAGUACGCGAGUAUCAACUGCAGGAAGACAGUCAUCGCCACGAUUCACUAAAUCUCCAAGGAACGAUGUUAAGAGCGUUCGCUGUUAUUUUACUUCUAUCCUUCGCGCAGUGUAUUCUUCCACCGGCCAUCCUAGAGACUGUGUACGAAUUUCUCUCCAAAAUUCCAACCGCGGACAAUGACGUAGUCGCCGACGAGACGUCCAUGACCAAGGAGUACGACUUCGUCGUAAUUGGAGCUGGUUCUGCCGGGUCAGUACUAACAAAUCGCCUGACGGAAAAUCCUGAGUGGAGCGUGUUGCUGCUGGAAGAGGGCAGGGACGAGAUAUUCCUCACCGAUAUACCUUUGUUAGCCCCGGUUUUGCACAUCACGGACUACGUUCGAUUGCAUAAAAGCGAGCCAAGGCCCCAAAAUGAAGAUGGAACUGGUGGCUACUGUUUAUCGAUGAACGAGGGUCGUUGCAAUUUACCGGGUGGUAGAGCUGUCGGUGGUGGCUCGGUGGUGAAUUUCAUGAUAUAUUCGAGAGGAUCGCCGGCAGAUUAUGACGCCUGGGCCGCGCAAGGGAAUCCAGGGUGGAGUUAUCGGGACGUGUUGCCGUAUUUUAUCAAGUCGGAAAAUUGCAAACUCUUGGAUCAGGAUGUUAGAUUUCAUGGCCACGGAGGAUAUCUCGACGUAACGUCCUCGCCGUAUGUCUCCCCUCUGAGAGACCGUUUUCUCCAAGCUGGCGUGGAACUGGGAUAUGACGUAAUCGAUUACAAUGCAGACGAGCUUAUUGGCUUCUCGACGGCACAGGUUCACUUGCGGAACGGUCACAGGGUCAGUGCCAGCAAGGCAUUCCUAAGGCCUAUCCGCGACAGGGAGAAUUUCCAUCUGUCGAAAUUAUCGCGAGCGACGAGAAUUCUUGUUGAUCGAAACACGAAAACAGCUGUGGCUGUCGAAUUUAUUAAGAACGGCAAGACGCGAUUCGUCUACGCCAGGAAGGAGAUAAUACUUUCAGCAGGUACUUUGAACUCGCCACAGUUGUUGAUGCUCUCAGGGAUAGGGCCAAAGAGUCAUCUCGAAUCGUUGAACAUCAACGUGAUCGAGGACCUACCGGUUGGAUACAAUCUUCAAGAUCACGUCAGCAUGUCGGCACUGACUUUUCUCGUAAACGAGAGCGUGACUAUAGUGGAACCUCGGCUAGUCUCGAAUCUAGCCAAUACCGUGGACUAUUUCGUUAAAGGAACCGGGCCAUUGACAGUGCCUGGAGGAGCCGAGUGUCUGGCGUUUAUCGAUACGAAACAGGAUUAUCCAGAGGCUUCGUUGAAGAAGUUUCAAGUGAAUAAUAGCAACUUUCGUAACAAGAAACGCUUGAAAAGAUAUAAUAACAAGAGAGUUUCAGCCUUUUUUCAACCUCCAGACGUAACAACCAUCAACGUAAAUUCGAAUUACCUGAGGAAUUACCUAGACUCGGUUACUCGGCGGAAAACAAAAAUGGCUCAAGUGCCAGACAUCGAACUAGUUUUAGGUAUAAGUGCUCUGACAGGAGAUACGUCGGGCAGUUACAGAGGGCUUCUCGGUUUGACGGACGAAUUUUACAAAGAAGUAUUCACCGGUUACGAGGGUUUCGACGCCUUCACCAUCGUACCGGUACUGUUGCAGCCGAAAAGCAGAGGAAGAGUUACCUUGAGAAGCUGUGAUCCACUCGACCGACCUAUUUUCGAGAUAAAUUACUACGAUCACGAGGACGACCUAGCAACCAUGGUCCGAGGCAUCAAAAAGGCUAUAAAAGUUGCGUCGACGAAAGCCUUCAAACGUUUCAACGCGACGUUACUGCCGGUCGCGUUCCCAGGAUGCAAACACAUCUCGUUUGAUUCUAAUCCGUACUGGGCUUGCGUUGCGAGGCACGUGAGCACGACCCUGGGUCACUUCGUAGGAACGUGCAAGAUGGCCCCGAGGAGGAACUCAGGUGUGGUUGACCAUAGGUUACGGGUGCACGGGAUCAACGGUCUGAGAGUUGUGGAUACCAGUAUAAUCCCAACAAUAAUAGCAGGCCAUACGAACGCGGUCGCUUAUAUGAUCGCUGAAAAGGCCGCGGAUAUGAUAAAGGAAGACUGGAAAAUGGCAAAUUCUCCGCGCAGAAUGUCGUUUAACACGUUCAAUCCGUUGGCGUGAUCCGUCAGUGGAUUUUACUCUUACUGUCAUUAUUAUUAUUAUUACACGACUUGGUUAGAUUAAGAAGUACAGGUUGCUGAUUUAAUGUCCACUGAGAUGUGUUCAAUCGUGCUUUCUUUAUCAUGUUCUUUCAAAGUUUUCUGAAAACUUUAGUCAGACUUUUUAAGGUUUUCUGGUUUUGUAUUGCAAGUGAUCUUUCUUUGGAUUCAGUGGAAUCCCCUGUAGCGAAAUUUUCGAUCGUAAAUUCGUUUGAGAGAUCAAAAUCGUCAUCGUUGACUGUACGACUGACGACUGUAAAAUUUUUAAUAAUUUUUCACCUCGCUGUUUUAUUUAUAAUGAGUCAUAGAACCAUUCGUAUCAUCCUUUUGAAAUUGCCAACUUUGUAGAAUUCGAUAGCAAUUACGAUAUUAAUUUCGAAAUUUGUAUCUAUGAGAAAGUUAAUUAAUUAAACCAUUCUCCAUAUUUCAUCAUCAUUGAAAAAAAUUUUAAAAUUUGUAUCGUGAAUAUUAAUCGUUAAAGGU
Frieseomelitta varia is the source of this 3039-nucleotide messenger RNA. RefSeq names its product glucose dehydrogenase [FAD, quinone]-like. The coding region runs from base 431 to 2518 and encodes 695 amino acids. The record is from RefSeq and is a predicted model, not a curated record. The transcript has 5 exons. Lineage: Eukaryota; Metazoa; Arthropoda; Insecta; Hymenoptera; Apidae. Gene Ontology annotation, molecular function: oxidoreductase activity, acting on CH-OH group of donors; flavin adenine dinucleotide binding.